CUUGUUGAGUAUCGACAAAGAAAAGCCCGACGUGAUGGGCAGACUACUAAGAAGACUAAAAAAAUUUCAAGCUGUAAACAAGAUGAACACAGCUCAAAUAUUAAUGAAGGAACAGAUGAGAUGUCCAUGAAUGGUUCUCAAGGUGUAGAAUCAGCCGGGAAUCCUGAUUCCACCAUAAUGAGAGCUCUUCCCACUGGACAAACAGAGAAUCCUAAUCAGGUCUUAGUUGAACCUGAAAGUGAAAUUUCUAUUACAGGAAACCACUGCAGUUCACGAGAGGGAGAAGAAUUUGGCCUUGAUAAUUCUCAUUCUGAACAAGGAGCUCUGUGCAGUCAGACUCAUGUCGAGAUAAUGGAAAAUGAAUUGGCUGGAAAACAGCAUGAAAUUGAAGAACUAACUCAGCAGCUGGAAGGAAUGAGAGCUACCUGUGGGACUGAAGUGCUGCAGAGGUUAUAUGAAUUUGAAGCUGCCAUUAAACAACGAGACAGCAUCAUUACUCAGCUAAUAGCUAAUUUGCAGCAAGCAAGAAAAGAGAAGGAUGAGACAAUGAAAGAAUUUUUCCAAUUGACAGAACAAAGUCAGAAAUUACAGAUUCAAUUCCAGCAUUUACAGGCCAGUGAGACAUUGCGGAGCAGCACCCACAGCAGCACUGCUGCAGAGCUGGUUCUCGUGAAGCAGCAGCUCCACGCUCAGCAGCAGCAGGUGGAAAAGCAAAACCAUCUGUUAAAGAAUUAUCAGAAAAAGGAGGUGGAAUUAAAAAAUCAAAUCACCUUUUUACGAGAGAAAAUUGAAGUAUAUGAAAUGGAACAAGAUAAAAAAUUAGAAAAUGCUAAUAACAAAAUACAAGAAAAGCAGGCAAUCAUUGAAGCCUUGAACAAAAGAAAAAUGGAAGAAGACAAGAAAAGUGGUGCUCUGCAGAAUCAGUUAGAAACUGCUGAUAAAUUAGUAGGAGACUUAAAACAACAGCUUACAGAAAUGGACCAAGAGAACCAAAGCUUAAAACUGGAGCUAGCCAGUUGUAAAGAAAAAGAGAACCACUAUGUUUCAGAAAUUAAACAGUUCAUGGGGAUAGUUGAAGAACUGCAGCAGAGAAAUUACAAAGAAAACCAUACAGAGACUGGCAUAGUGCAGAGAAUGGAGAAAGAAACACAGCGGAAAUUAGACCACCUCCAAGCGGAGCUAGAUGAGAUGUAUGGGAAACAGAUAGUGCACAUGAAGGAAGAAUUAAUAAAGCAACACAAAUCUCAGAUAGAGGAUCUUAAAUCUCAGCAUAAAGGAGAAAUGGAGAAUACUUUAAAGUCAUAUGCAUGUACUACAGUUGGUACGUGCAAUAUGUAUAAAGAUUAUAAAGAACAGUUAGAGUUAUCAAAUGUGCAGAUAAAUGAACUGAAUAAAAAAUUGCAAGAUACUCUUUCUGAAAAGAAGAAUCUCAGCGAAGAACUCUGUGUAGUUACGAGAGAAAAAUGUGUGCUUCAGACUCAGUUUAAUGAUCUUUUAGAAGAGUUAAACUUUUUAAGAGACCAGAUUCAUAGAGCAAGGCAGACAAUAUCUGAACAAGAAAUUAAACUAAAUGAUGCACGCAAGUCCCUCAGCACAGUUGAAGACUUGAAAGCUGAGAUUUCUGCAGCGUCUGACUUCCGGAAGGAGCUGGAGUUAAAACAUGAAUCAGAAAUUACAAAUUACAAAAUAAAACUUGAAAUGCUAGAAAAAGAAAAGAACGAGGUACUAAACAGGAUGGCAGAGUCCCAAGAAGCAGAGCUGGAGCGAUUGAGAACACAGCUUCUCUUCAGUCAUGAAGAAGAACUUUCCAAGUUAAAAGAAGAUCUGGAAGUUGAACAUCGAAUAAAUAUUGAAAAACUUAAAGAUCAUUUGGGCAUUUACCACAAGCAUCAGCUAGACGACUUACAAAAUGAAAUGAGUAAGAAGAUGGAAACUAUGCAGUGCGAAAAAGACAACUUGAUAAGUAAGCAGAAUCAGCUAACUUUAGAAAUUUCCGAGCUAAGAGAUUUACAGCAGUCACGUUUUGAUAUGAAAUCAGAACAAAUGACCCUUCAGAUUAAUGAACUUAAAAAAGAAAUUGAUAUCCUCAGACUUGAAGGAAAAGAAAAGGGUACGCUUGAACAGGAAAUUCAAGAGUUACAACUUAAAACUGAACGACUAGAAAAACAACUGCAGCAAAAAGAGGAGGACCUUCAAGAAAAAUGUACACAACUUGAAGCAGAGAAUAGCAUUCUUAAAGAUGAGAAGAAAGUCCUCGAAGACCAGUUGAAAUCUUACACUCCUAGUGACCAAGAAGAAAGAUUAAUUGCCUUAGAUUCUAGUGCAUACUUGUCAAAAGCUUGUAACUGCCAAAAAGAAAUCAAUACUCUUAGACAGGAAAAGGAUGACCUGAAGCAGCAAUGUAUUCACCUCAACAAGGAGAUCGAAAGGCAAAGGAAUACAUUUUCCUUUGCUGAAAAGAACUUUGAAGUUAAUUAUCAAGAGUUACAGGAGGAGUAUGCUUGCCUUCUGAGGUCAAGAGAUGAUUUAGAAGACACCCAAACUAAGCAGGCUUUGGAAUAUGAAAAUAAGCUCAAAGCGCUAACCGAAGAGCUCCAUUUGCAGAGAGCAAGCUUGAUGAUACACAAAGAGAAGCCUUCUGACUUUAUUGAUGCCAAAGCUUUUAUAGUGGAACCGUUGGAAGUCAGGGAGGUAGUUGAAAAAGAUACUUCAGACAUUAACAAAAGUGGGGGAGAAGAGUUGAUGUUGCCAAGAACAACUACUGAAGCAGCUGAUGGUAUAGUUGAACCAUGUGAAAAACUCCAGCAAGAGCUUUUUGCCCUCCAAGCCAAGCAGGAUGAUUUAAAGCUGCAGAUGGAAGCCCAGCGGAUAUGCCUUUCCCUAGUUUAUUCAACUCACGCAGAUCAGAUUCGUGAAUAUAUGGAAAAGGAAAGAGAUGAAGCUCUUUGUAGCCUUAAAGAUGAGCUUGUUUCUGCUCAAGAAAGAAAACUGAUGGAGCUUCAGAAAAUGCACCAGUGCCAGCUUCAGGCACUUCGGAGACAGAAGACAGGUGAUGGCAAAGAGCCUUUACAGGUGCUCAUUGGACGACUUCAAAAGGCAGUGUCUGAGGAGUGCUGCUCUAUUUCAAAGACUCUAAAUACUUUCCUUGAUGAACACUAUUGUCCUUUAAAAUGCGAAAUGAAUAUAGAAGAGAAAGAGAAUUCUGGUGUUUACAAUGAAAUUCCGAGGUUGAAAUUACAAGACUAUAGAUACCAAGUUGAAGAUUUUCAACAUAAUAUGGAAAAUUUUCUGAGUAAAGUCAAGGAUGAACACAACAAGCUUGUGACACUGCAGAUGCACUUAAGGAAGAUUCAUGGACAGCAAACAGAUGGUGUGAAACUUGAGUUUCCUGAAGAAAAUGUGGCAGAAGAGGAAGCAGGGUCUUUGUCGGUUUGCUCUCAGGCUGGUUUACAGAACACUGACAUCAGUCCUGAGAGUGAGGUGUCUCCUCUGCCAAAGAGUGAAGAAAGUAAAGAACAUGACAAGCAGGUUCAGGGGUCAGAGAGACUCGUGAACACCUUAGAGCAGCAGCUGAAGCCAACUGAAGUGCAUUAUGGAGCAGAGAUCCCAUAUUUGCAGGGAAGCCUUCAGACCAUCCAUGGACUGUCAGCACAGCCGAGUGUUGAUUCGGUUAUAUUACAAGAAUGUGCUGCACAGGAAUGUCUUCACUGUGGAAACUGUCUACAUGAGCACAUUGUCAGCAUCACAGAGUUUCCAGAUGAAUUUGAACGAAGUCAAGAAACAAAUAUGAUUAAAUUAAUGGAAAAACAAUAUCAAGAGCGAUUAGAAGAAGAAGUAGCUAAGGUCAUCGUGUCAAUGAGUGUAGCAUUUGCUCAACAAACGGAACUGUCUAGAAUAUCCGAGGGGAAAGAGAACUCUAUACAAUCAGAUCAAGCAAGCUCUCUAUGUUCUCAAGAACAUGCUUUUGAUGACGUCACAUCACAGGGUCGAGUAUAUCCGCAGACUCUUUCCAGAGUUGACAAGAAUUUUAAAGAACAAUUUAAACCACUUAGCAGUGAAUUAGAAGAACACAGAAAAGCUCCUUUGUCUAACCAUGAUGAUCUUAAUAGUGAUAUAUUAAAGUCAAAGGACCAAGGGCUGAGUGUUUCACAAGAAAUAUUUUCCAAAGAUGAAACACUUACAGUUAAACCAUGUAUCCAUGAUGAGGUGUCAUACACAGAGACUUGUAAACAGCUGGAAGAUAUGCGGCAAGAACUUGUACGCCAGUAUGAAGAGCACCAGCAGGCAGCAGAACUGUUGAGGCUGGCACACAUGAGACAGAUGGAGAGGCAGCGAGAAGACCAAGAGCAGCUAGAGGAGGAGGUGAAGAGUCUCAAGGAGCAGUUAGCCCAGAGAUCUUCAAUAAAUACUGAAAACGAGGUUUCUGAGAGAGAGAGGGUGCUUUUAGAGGAACUGGAAGCACUAAAGCAGCUGUCUUUAGCUGGAAGAGAGGAGCUGUGUUGUGAGCUGCGCAACAGCAGUACUCAAACACAGGAUGGAAAUGAUACUCAAGAAGUUGAGGAGCAUACAUUAAAAGAAGAGACACUGGAAAGAAAACCUGAAGCUUCAACUCUUGAUGUCAGCUUGUCCAAUGAAAGACAUGCUCUCCUAAAAGCCAAUAGUAGACUGCUAAAGAUUCUGUUAGAAGUCGCCAAGACAACUGCAGCUGCUGAAGAAACAAUUGGAUGCCAUGUUCUUGGCAUUUUGGAUAGAUCUAGUAAAGUUAAGCCAGCUACCAGCCUGCUUUGGAGAUCAGAAGCAGAUGUAUCUGCAAAGCCUUCUGUUCAAGAAGAAAGUGGAAGAGUUACGGAUGAGUCUGCACCCUCUCUUCCUGGAAGUGCCAUAGCAAGAAAUGACAGCAACUGGUCAAAAGUAGCUGAAGAAGGAGCAGACCUAUCACAGCAAUUUUGGACAAGUGGUUUUGCUAGCCCUGAACUAGAUCCUGAAAAUGUAGAGCUGAUGUUGAAUGUCAGCUCUCGACUACAAGCAGCAGUUGAAAAACUACUGGAGGCCAUAAGUGAAACCAGCAGUCAGCUUGAGCAUGCAAAAGCUACACAAACAGAAUUGAUACAUGAGUCAUUUAGACAAAAACAAGAGGCAACAGAGUCACUUAGGUGCCUAGAAGAACUGAAUGAGCGUCUCCAAGAAGAGUCCAGGACCAGAGAGCAGCUAGCUGUUGAACUCAAUAAAGCUGAAAGUAUUAUUGAUGGGUAUUCGGAUGAAAAAAUUAUUUUUGAAAGAGAAAUUCAGGAAAAAUCCUACAUAAUAGAUCAUCUAGAGCAGGAGUUGGUACGCGUGAGCAGUAGACUUCAGGAACUAGAGGAAGAGCAGCAGCAGGUGCAGGAGGAGCGGGAGCUGCUGUCCAGGCAAAAGGAGGCGAUGAGAGCAGUUGCUGGCCCCGUGGAGCAGCAAUUUCUUCAUGAGACAGAAAAAUUAAUGAAGGAAAAGCUGGAAAUUCAGUGCCAAGCUGAAAAAGUACAUAACAAACUUCAGAAGCAACUGAAAAUUUUAGAAGUAGAUGUUGAAGUAAAAACCAGUAAGUUAAUAGAAAUGGAGCAAGAGAGAAAUGCUGAGCUCAUAGAUCUAAGACAGCAAAACCAAGUACUGGAAAAACAAAUGGAAAAACUUAAAAGAUUUAUUGAUGAACAGGCAGUUGAUAGGGAGCAUGAGAGAGAUGCUUUCCAAUUGGAAAUAGAGAAGCUGGAACAGCAGCUUAAGGUUGUACCUCGACUCCAGCCUGUCAGUGAGCAGCAAACCAGAGAGGUCGAACAGUUAACUGGUCAUCUUAAAGAGAAAACAGACAAAUGCAGUGAGCUGCUGUUGUGUAAAGAGCAGCUGCAGAGAGAUGUGCAGGAGCGGAACGACGAGAUAGAGAAGCUGGAGUGCCGAAUACGAGCACUGGAACAAGCCCUGAUUGCUAAUACUGACUCCUUCCCAAAGAUAAAUGACCAGAAGCAGUCUGGAGGUAUAGAGGCUAAAUCUGAACUGUCUCUGGAAAUUCAAUUGCAGGCUGAGCGGGAUGCUAUAGAACGAAAAGAAAAAGAGAUUUCUAACUUAGAAGAGCAAUUAGAGCAAUUUCGAGAAGAACUGGAAAAUAAGAAUGAAGAGGUUCAGGAGCUCCACAUGCAGCUAGAAAUACAGAGAAAGGAGUCUACCACUCACUUGCAAGAACUGCAGCAAGAAAAUAAAUUAUUUAAGGAUGAAAUUAAAAAACUGGAGUUUUUCCUGAAAGACUAUGAUCCCCAGUUUUGUCAUGAUCAGCCCAUGUUGCUUGGGGAAUUCUCAAAGAUAAUUCAAGAAAAGGAUGACAAAAUUGACCGGUUAAAUGAACAGCUUAUUAAACUUCAGGAGCAAGUUGAAGCAGACAACCAGGCCAUUAAAGAAAAAGAUGAAUGUAUAAAGGGACCCGAUACCCAAAUCCAGUGUUUGAUGUAUGAGCAAGAAUAUGUGAAGAAAAAUAGAGAGAAAGAAAUAGAGCAUCUGAAAGGAGUUAUUGAAAAUUGGCAGCAGGAGUUGGCAGGCAUUGAGGAGAAGACAACAGAAAUCACAUCCCAUCCCCCAGACACAGAAAGCCUCCAGUAUACACUGGAUAAUGUGAGAGCUGAAGAAAAGGCUUCAGAACAAAAAGUAGAAGCCGGCAAUGAGGAAAUGGCCUACACAAAAAAUACUGCUAAAGAAGCCAAUUUUAAAAUGGAUCAGAUAAUGCAAGAACCAUGCACACUGAACAAAGAAAACACGAACCAGGAGCAAGUGCACACUGUAUCUAUGGAAAGUGUUGGCAUGGCUGUCGAUGAGUGCCAGGCUGACGCACUGCAGCCAGAAGAUGUCACUGCUCAGGACUCUUCUAAGCUUCUAAAAACCCUGAUUUCUGUCGGAUGCCUUAAACAAAACUCCAAAGGUUACAGAAGUCUAGAAACACAGUUACUAGGACUGGAGAGUUCUGUAAAAAGGAAGGAUUUAGAACUAAUGCAGUGUCAUAAACAAAUAAAAAUCAUGCACGAGCAAGGCCAGUCCAAAACAGAAAUGCUUCAAAAGAAGAUCAAAAAUCUUCAGAAUUUACUUGAAGAGAAGGUAGCCGCAGCCAUCGUUAGUCAAGCACAACUGGAGGCCUUCCAGCAGUUUGUGAAGAACUUACAAGAGAAGAGACCAUCAGAACCUGAAAGGACAGAUAGGCACAAUGUAAAUCCUCUGACAGGAGACAACAUAGACUCAGACGUCUACACAUUAACUGUGCGAAUAGCAGAGUUAGAGAACCAAGUAGCUGAAAUGCAGUCUAGUUUUAUAUCAGAAAAACAACAUGUGGAAAUUACAGAGAAAAAGUGUUGUGAUACAGAAAACGUGCUAGAGCUACAGAUGCCUCCUGAAGAGGAUACCAAGAAAAGACAGGAAGUUGAAGAAAAAGAAGGAAGCCUUCAAGAUUUGGAUAUCUCCGAGACAAGUGUUAAGUUGAUUCAUGCCAGUGGAGACUGUGGAUUUUUGGAUGAACUUGAAGCUUUUGGAGGCAGAUUGGUGUCUCACAAAAAAGGAAACAGUUAUAAAGAACAAGCAGAAAACUAUGAAGAGCUUUUGAUAAAAGAACAACAUAUAACAUCACUCUCAAGAGAUUCAAAUAAAGUUACUGGUCAGCUCACAAAUACCAAAGAGAAUUUAUUGCACUUGUUAGAAAUAGAAAAUUGGACUGGAGACAAGCAAACUGGAAAAUUCACCACAUCAGAGCCAAUUCCUGUAGAUGGCUGCUCUGGGUUCCAGACAGAGGGAGACAGCAUUGGUAGCAGCAGUAAUCAGCUCCUCUUUAGACCUCCAGGAGCUCAGAUUGACACAUGGGCUGAGUGCUCCCCAGAAGUAGUCAUGCAAAUCAUCAGUCAGUUUACUGAAAACAUCGAACAAAUGAAGGAGGUAUAUUCUGCAGAAAUUUUGGAUAUGGAAUCCAGAAUAUUAGCAGAAGCUGUGACUUUUAAGAGAGGAUGUUAUGUUGCAAUCCAGUUACUGACUAGAGAUUGUCAUUCUUUAAAGAAAAUGACCCAGUGUUUAAAAUCUGAACAGGUGUCCUCCAUUCCUGCAUUGAAGUAUUCUAAUGCUCAUCAAACCAGAGAAAUACGUUCAAGUGAUUCUGAAUCUGAUUGGGGCCAUGGGUUUGACACAGCAUCAGAAGGUGGAGAAGAAGGUGAAAGUUCAACUGGAACAGUUCCAAGGGUCGUCAAGGGAUUAUUGAGAGCAGUCCAUACUGAGGGCAUGCAAAUGCUUUCUCUCGCAGACUCUCCUGAGGAUGAUGGAGAGGACCAGCCUAAACAGAAAGUUUCAGAAUCUUGGCUAGAAGAGAGAAAGACUUUCAUCUCUACUAUCUUAUCUCUUAAAGAUUUAAUUUCCAAAAUGCAAGUGCAAAGACAGACUGAGGUUUCUGGCCAGACUGUGUCACUUGAGAGCCUCCCAGAUUGGCGAGGUGAACUUUUGCUUGCCCUUCAGGAUGUACUCUUGAAGGAACGGAGUGUAUUACUAGCUGCCUUCCGAACAGAGCUGAUGUCUUCUGGCACUAAAGACGCUGAUGGAUUACUGAACUGUUUGCAACAGAGAGUACAAGAACAGGGCAUUGAGUAUCAAACAGCUAUGGAGUGUCUCCAGAAAGCAGACAGAAGGAGUUUGUUAGCUGAAAAUCAAUCAUUACAUGCUCAGAUCAAUGGCAGGGAAGUGACUCUGAACAGAGAACAAAAAACUGACACUUCAAGCCAAGAACUCCUAGACUGCAAAAUGCAACAGUCUUGCAAGCUGGAGGUGCAAGUUCAACAUGGAGGCAAGAAAGACAGAAUGGUUGAGCUGCAGGAACAGCUCAGUUCAGAAAAAAUGGUGGUUUCAGAAUUAAAAAAUGAACUCUCACGGGUACAACUGGAACUAGAAAGCACACUGAAGGCCCAGCAUGAGCACCUAAAGGAACUGGAAGUAUUCAGAUUAAAAGCAAAUGAAGUUCAUUUGCUUAGUGAUACAUUAGCAAGAGAACAGAAGAAAUCCCAAGAACUGCAGUAUGCCUUGGCAACAGAGAAAGCCAAGUCAGGCCAUGAUGAAGAACAGGAUAAGGAACUUAAGGCUCUAAGAUCCACUCUAGAAGAACAGACACAGAUGCAGAUACACUUAAUUUCACUUCUGGGACAACAGAGGCAAUUACUAAAUGAUUUACAGCAACAAAUAGAGUCACAGAGAAUGUUGUAUAAUGUGCAGGUAGCAGAAGAACAAGACCGGAACUUAGAGCUUCAGGUUCUUCUGGAGUCUGAAAAAGUUAACAUUCAGGAGAUGAAGGCAACCCUAGACAAGGAAAGGGAGCUGCAUAGCAAUGGCGGGCAGCCCCAGCCAGCCUUCCCUCCUGAGGAGAUACUUCAGGAGUUACAGGGACCAUUAGAAGAAAAGCAGAAACACAUAAUGGAACUGGUAAAUGAAAGUCGAAAGUAUAAACGGGAUUCCUUGCGAGCAAAACAGCAGAUGGAAAAGGACAGGCAGGUUCAGCAAAAGACAUUGCAGGUGGAAAAAGAAACUAACACCCUUGGCCAGCAGAAAAUGGAGGAGCUGCAGAGCAAAGUGGAAGAACUUCAGCGCCAGCUGCAGGAAAAAAGGCACCAAGUACAUAAACUAGACCUUGAAGGGAGGAGACUGCAAGGGGUAAUGCAGGGAUUCCAACAGCAGGAGCUAGAGCAGAAGGGAAAAGAGGAAAGUAGACGACUUCUGUAUCAGAAUGUUAAUGAGGGAGCUGCUUGGAGUUUUACUGACGACCGAACUAGAAAUUGGGUUCUUCAACAGAAAAUGGAAGGAGAGAGCAAAGACACAAGCUAUGCAAAGUUGAUGGAAAUGAAUAGAAAAAAGGAUGACUCUGAUAAUGACAUAGAAAUUAUCAGACAGAAACUUCAGCAUGUGGCUAUGAAAAUUCAGCAACAUAUAGCCCAGAAAGCCUGUGACAGAUUAGAGAUUGAAGUAUCGGAUAAGGAUGCUUUAAUUUGGGUUCAAGAAAGAAUUGAUCGGAUUAUUUUUCGAGUACAGAGACUAAGGGACCAACAAGAAGAUGAGCACAGCUUAGUGUCCUCCAGUUCCUCUUGUGGCUCUUUAAUAGAAAUGGCUUUGAAACAGAAUUCUGAACUAACAGGACAUAUUAACCAACUAACUGAGGAAAAGAAUCACUUACGAAACAUUAUCAUGCAACUGGAAGAACAGAUAAAGUUUUAUCAGCAGACAAGAGCUGGUAGAAGUUGUUCCUCUAGGUUUUCACUUGAUGGUGGUGCUAACGUCAAGGACAUCAUUGCUUCAGAAAAAGAAGUCUGGAACAAAGAGAAGUUGACUCUUCAGAAAUCCCUGAAAAGGGCCGAAGCAAAAGUGUGCGAACUAAAGGCAGAACUGAGAAAUGAUGCCUUACAUCACCAUCAGAGCCCUGACUCUGAGAACGCUGUCUUCAAGAAAAUUUAUGGAAAAUACUUAAGAGCUGAAAGUUUCCGAAAAGCUCUUAUAUUUCAGAAGAAAUACCUGCUGCUGCUCCUGGGAAGAUUCCAGGAGUGCGAAGAUGCCACUAUGGGGCUGCUUGCCCGCAUGGAAGGAUACCCAGGCUUGAGAGACCAUGAGAUGGUCCCCGGCCGCACAGAAGGACUCACCAGGUUUCGAACCGCCAUUAGAGUGUCUAUCGCAAUUACUAGAAUGAAAUAUUUGGUUCGGCGGUGGCAUCGUGUCAAAAGUUCUGGUCCCAUCAAUAUUAACAGGGAUGAUUUUGGAUUGAGUCCAGGUGUUGAAAAGACUGAUCCACUUUAUCACUCUACCAGUGGACUGGAACUGUGUGAAGAUCCAAGACACAUGACAUGCCGCUCAAGAUCUGACCUAGAUUUCCCUAGGUCUCCCUUAUCAUUCAAUAGGUACCCAGGGACUCUUGCUGAUUUCAAUCCUGUGUCCUUGACCUCCCCUCAACUCCAGCAUUACAAUCCUGGCAGAACUCUGACAGAUUAUGUCACCCAGAUGGACGCACUGCAAAGACGACUUGGGUCUACUUCACAGUCAGGUUCACCUGCUUUGCAGUUUCAUACUGGCAUGAGGAGAUAAUCCUCAAUUUCAUUCUGGCAUGAGGAGAUAAUCUUCUGAAAAAAAGUAUUAAUUGAAUUUCAAAUAGAUUCCCUUUUGUAAGUCAAUGGCUCUUUUGUGCUUUUUUAUUGUGAAUAUUCAAUGGGACCAAUACAAACACAGCUUAUGAUUGUAUACAAAUCCUUGCCAGCACAUAAAGACAAACUGGAGUUUGUGUAUAUGAGCAUUGUGUGUCCAUGCACAAUAAUCAUUAAGUUACAUGUAUAUUUGUGGAAUGCUAAUUUAAAUGAUUAAAUUAUAAGUAUGAGAUGGGUGAAAAGAUUAAACUUUUUCAAAUGAUGCUGCUAGAUGUGUAGCGUGCAGUGUCCUGCGCUUUUCCUACAAGGCUAAAUGUUUCUGCCUAAUAUAUUUGCUGCUGGUGAUGAAGACAGAACACAUCACUUGUAGACACCUAUUUUUGUAUAAUGGUAGAAGUUUGAACUUUACUGGGGUAUUUUGUCAAGUACUGAAAUAAAAAUGACUUCACCAUUUAACCAUA
Messenger RNA from Cricetulus griseus (Chinese hamster), 11617 nucleotides. The record is from RefSeq and is a predicted model, not a curated record. Lineage: Eukaryota; Metazoa; Chordata; Mammalia; Rodentia; Cricetidae.